AUGGCGCCUCUUCAGCCGUACCGGGGCCCUGUUCGCAAGCUCGUUGUAGCGAUGGAUAUCGGGACAACUUAUUCAGGUGUGGCUUACGCGUUUCUUGACCCCGGGGAAGUACCGAAGAUUCAAGGGGUCACCCGGUUUCCCGGUCAGGAGAACGCGGCAGGAGAUUCGAAGAUUCCAUCCAUCCUGUACUACCGUCAAGACGGCACUGUACAUUCCGUGGGCGCUGAGGCCGCCAUUCCAGGCAUAGAACUUGAAGCGGAAGACGAGGAUCUGGUAUUCGUGGAAUGGUUCAAGCUGCACCUUCGUCCCGAAACACUCGAUUCCAACGAGAUCAAGCGACGCGACCUACCCCCUCUGCCCAAAGGCAAGGGCGUGCUGGACGUCUUCGCCGACUUCACUCGAUACCUCUUCCAAUGCACUCAGCGUUAUAUCAAGGAGACGCACGCAAACGGUGCGAGCAUAUGGAGCUCCGUCGAGGACCGAGUCGAGUUCGUGCUAUCCCAUCCCAACGGAUGGGAGGGCCUGCAGCAGGGCAAAAUGCGCCAGGCUGCCAUCAUGGCUGGCCUCGUGCCCGACACGCCGGAUGGCCACGCGCGAGUACAAUUCGUGACGGAAGGAGAGGCGAGUCUCCACUUCUGUAUCCGGAGCGGAUUGACAUCGGACGGCCUUUCCGACGGGCAGAACGUGAUGGUCGUCGACGCUGGAGGAGGAACGGUCGACAUCAGCAGCUACGCGUUCAUCUCGACCAGUCCCCUAAACGUCGAGGAAAUCGCCUCUGCAGAUUGCCUGAUGCACGGGUCCACGCGUGUGAAUGCAAGGGCGAAGACGUUCUUGCAGAAGAAGCUGAAGGACUCUGCGUAUGGCAACGAGGAGGACAUCAAGGCGAUGCUGGACUAUUUCGACAAAUCUACCAAACCAAUAUUCAAGGAUGCGACCGAGCAGUCGUACAUCAAAUUCGGGUCGAUGAGGUGUAACGAUCCGGGAGUAAAUAUUCGUCGGGGACAGCUGCUAUUGUCUGGGCUGGAGAUGGAGGCGCUCUACAAGCCCUCUCUCGAUGCUGUCGUCGAGGCUAUUCAGAAACAGCGUCAGACGGCUACGUGUCCGAUAUCCACCAUCUUCCUUGUGGGCGGCUUCGCCGCGAGCCCCUGGCUUUAUAGCAGCCUGCAGCAAGUAGUCAGACCUCUCGGGCUCGCUGUUUGCCGUCCAGACACCCAUACAAACAAAGCUGUUGCUGAAGGAGGCGUCUCGUUCUAUCUCGAACAUUUUGUGUCUGCGCGCAUCAUCAAGAUGACCUACGGAACAAUCUCCAGCGCCACCUACGACCAGACCGAUCCCGAGUGUGUCGCUCGCAGCUAUAGGAAGAACACUCGCCCAUCAGGCCGUUUCGUAGUGCCGGGCGCCAUCGGUACACGCAUUCGCGGCGGCGAGGAGAUCGCCAAGGCAUAUCACAGGGAGGCGUCAGAUUCGAACAAGGAUCAUUUGAAUACGACAACAUCGACAAUCGUAUGCUACCGCGGGAAAAGAGAACGACCGAGAUGGCCUGACCUCGAACCUGAGUGCUAUACCACCCUCUGUACCGUGACGGCGGAUACAUCUGCAGUAGUCAAAACACCGUACAGAGGCCCCUGCGGCUUCUACUACAUCCAGAAAUUCGACAUCAUACUGCAGUGCGGCCUCACCGAGCUUCAAGCCCAGAUACGGUGGAAACAAGAUGUAAGUAACUCGCGCAGAGGCCCGGCCAAGAUCGUUUACGAUGACGAUCUCGAGUCUGCGCAAGACUGA
Trametes versicolor FP-101664 SS1 is the source of this 1782-nucleotide messenger RNA. RefSeq lists its product as uncharacterized. NCBI's taxonomy places the organism in Eukaryota, Fungi, Basidiomycota, Agaricomycetes, Polyporales, Polyporaceae. The record is from RefSeq and is a predicted model, not a curated record. The coding region runs from base 1 to 1782 and encodes 593 amino acids. The transcript has 13 exons.